AUGCAGUCGAUUUCACGUCGUACUCUCCAUUACUCGGCAGCGCUAUCACGGGGUCGGACCGUCUUUUUCAAUAUCCACAAGAAAGUCACUGAUCCAGCUAAGCAGGAUCCUGACUACUUUGAAAAGGCUGCAAGACAGUUGCCAUUAGACGAUAACUACAUCGAUGCUUUGGGAAAGCUGUACUAUGAGAAGGUUGGAUCGGAGCGUGAUUUAGGCUUGAAAGCCCAGGAUAACUUGGUGGCGGAUCGAGUAAAGUUUGGUUUGCCUGACUUGGAUCUCCAAGCCCCUCGUUAUCCAUAUAAAGGUCUUGAUGUGUUAAAAGAUGCUCCAGAGAGUGUGAAGAAAAUCUUUAGCAUUGGAUUCGGUACUCGUCGUGAUAUGUCCUCUGAGUGGAAAGCUCAACUGAUUGGCAAAGUCAACCAGCACUCUCUCGAUAACAGUAGCUUGGAGAUGAAGAUCGCUUGGAUGACAGCGUUAAUUCGACAUUGGUCGUUGCUCGUAGAUGAUAUAGCGAAAAGGACACCAAAGAAACAAGUGUGGCUGACGCACCGCAUUUGGCAUGUUAUCAAUUCCAGAAGGAAGUGCCUCCGGCUUUUGAGGGAGAGAGAUGCUGAAGCUUUCGAGAGAGUGAUUAAUGAGCUGAAAAUAGCAUAUCACGUGCAGAAACAACCAGAGCAUGUAAAGACGAGGAAGGUAUGUUGUUUUGUUCGUUCGCGUUCUUGGCUUAGAAAACUCGCCCCAAAAUGA
This is a messenger RNA of Cooperia oncophora, 747 nucleotides long. NCBI's taxonomy places the organism in Eukaryota, Metazoa, Nematoda, Chromadorea, Rhabditida, Trichostrongylidae. The record is from the annotation of a GenBank genome assembly.